GAUAUAGACCACAGCAGUCAAAAAGCUAUCCCAAUUUCGCUUCUUUUUUUUUUUUCUUUUUUAAAUAACCCACUAAGUUCAUAUUGCAUGGGUGUGUGGUGAUCCACUGGAUUAUGCAUGGGACUCUUAUCACUGAUCGCAUCUCCAAAAAGAAUGAUCCUAGGAUCGGUGGUUUAUCCUUUGCGGGGCAAAAUGGAGCUCGAGGUCAUGAGUAGGUAUACCAGCCCAGUGAACCCGGCUGUCUUCCCUCACCUGACUGUGGUACUUCUGGCCAUCGGCACGUUCUUCAUCGCCCGGUUCUUCAUUUAUGAGCUCACCUCUACCAAGUACACACGCGGUAUUUACAAAGAGCUCCUCAUCUCCUUGGUGGCCUCACUCUUCAUGGGCUUUGGAAUCCUCUUCCUCCUGCUCUGGGUUGGCACCUACGUAUGAGUCUCCAAGGGUACCUUUUGUAAAUUAAUUUUUUUUUUUUACCAUUGCUAUGUGUCCCACCUGCUGUUUACAAUAAAGGCAGAUGUGUGACCAAAAAAAAAAAAAAAAAAAAAAAUCCUCCUGGCCUGGCAAUUACCACUGCCUCGGUAAGGGAUGGGGCCAGGAAAUCACCUACCCCUUCUAGGCUGGAAUUUUGGCCGGUCUUGUUCAGAUAACUGCACCCACUGAGAGCCAUGCCAUAGCCAGACCUUCACCACCCCCCAGCUCUGACAUUCUUAGAUGACAGCCCACUCCCACUAGAGCAGCCUAGCCCAGAACAGAGAGACUGCCCAGCUGCAGGCUGUAGGCAUCUUUCUUCAAUCAGUAGUUUUUGCUAGCUCCUGGAAUAUCAGAAUUGUGAUUUUCAUGCUACCAUCAGUUUACAUGGCAUACAGGUGUGUAUGUGUGCAUAAAUGCGUACAUAGUAAAAGAAUUUCUAAGGAAUUAGUAUUAUUAUUGCCAUGCAUUAAAUCAGUUAAUACAGUGAA
Molecule: messenger RNA, 959 nt
Organism: Rattus norvegicus (Norway rat)
Lineage: Eukaryota; Metazoa; Chordata; Mammalia; Rodentia; Muridae
Source: RefSeq, a predicted model, not a curated record